UUGCGUAAAACGCGCGCGUCGCAUCAGAGACUUUGGGAAUGACUCGUGAUGAACUAAAGAAGGUUUUUAAUCGUGAAGGAUAAAUAUAAAACACUUCACGAUCCUGAAGAGCAACUUUACAGUCCGGGAUCUGCAGGAAAAGGCUCGUGAUCUGGACUUUAUGGACAAACUUGAGUCUUUAAACUUGAGUGGUGUUGAUGAAGAAGAGCAGCUCGAGCUUCAUUUAAACAGCUGAAAAUGGAGGAUCGAGGAGAAGAAUCGAGGAGAAGGACGUGAGGAAAGAGAAAAGAGACGCCCUGAGAUUCAGAACCAGAUCAACAGGUGAUAUAAUCCACACUGAGCCUCUUACGAUGGAAGGUUGGACCAAAGACGAGGUUCGAGAAUGGCUCAUUUCAGACGUCAAAGUCAGUCCGACUGACGCCCAAAGGUUUUUUGAUGAGGACGUGUCUGGGGAGUACUUAGUGGAAUUUACCAAAAGGGAGAUUCUGGACAUGGACAUAAAACACGGCCCAGCGGUGAAAAUCACAAAGCGUCUAAAACAGUGGAAGGAGCAGAGCCGGACUCAGCCCCAGUGUCCUGCGUAUGUGCUCUCCUGGACAAAGGAGCAGGUGAAGCUGUGGUUACUGCAGCACCUGAAGAUCUAUGACAAAUACGCCCAGCGGCUGCUGGAAGAGGACGUGUCAGGAGACUGUCUGGUUUACUUUGAGACGCAGGACUUUAAGGAUCUGGACUUUAAACAAGGUCCAACAGUGAAGAUCCUGGCAGAACUCAGACGACUGAAAGACAAAGCAGAACCAGAGCUGCUGCCUGUAACAGAAGAGGAGAACAAACAGCCGAGUGUUGAACCAGAGCCAAGUCUGUCUCAACCAGAGACACAGAGGAAAUCCUCUGAAAGAACCACGAGCCCCAACACUCACCACGUCCAAAACACUCAGAGGACACCGCCCCAGCAACCACCAGCUCCAAACACAAAGACUGCAGCAGAGGUCUCAGGGACAGGAAGUUUUGAAGACAACAUUGAAAUCAUGAUCUACAAAGUGUUGAAUAAUCUUGUAGAGGAGGAAAUAAAACAUUUUUGUUUCCAUUUGAAAGACUACACUUCAUCAAAAUAUAAUCAGAUUCCACGAUCCAAACUGGAAAGAGCCGAUCAAGCCGACAUCGCCUCGUUAUUGUGUCAGAAUUAUGUGGAGGAAGCUCCUGAUGUCACAGUGAAGAUUCUUCGAGCGAUCAACAAAAAUGACAGUGCCUCAGAGCUGGAGAAAACUGUUGGUGCCCUGAAGGAGAAGAAGAUGUCCUCAAAGGACAUUUCAAAAACUGAAGCUGAUCAAGGGGACAAACUGAAAAAUCUGUUGACGUGUGGAGGAAACGCUCUGGAUAACUAUGAUAAGUUUGUUAUUGUCCUGAAUAAAAGCCACCCAGAUCAGGUGCAGCACCUCCACUUUCUGAGCAAACUGAAACUGUUCUGUGUCCUGGACUUUGACCCAAACUCGGUGUUACCAGGAGGCGUCUGUCACUCCUACAGAGAGGAAAGGGUGGCAAACCUGCACAGCCCAGUGCAAUAUAAGGGAAAAACCGAAUCCAUCAUAAUAGAGAAGCUAAAUCUGUAUAAACAGACGAGCUGGGUCUUCUGCAAUGGGAGAAAUGAUCUAGAAGAUGAAUGUCACCAGGAGCUGGACUAUAAGUCCUGGCUGAAGACGUCCUGCAGAAACGUGGAGCACCUAGUUUCAUUUAUUUGCAAACCAGAGGUUCUUUGUCACAGAGAAUUUCUGAUCAUUUUCCUUUUACUGUCUCCAGUCGAAACAGAAAAAGAUCCCAUGUUUGACACGUACAGAUGUUUCUACAAAAACACGUCAGAGAAAAAUAUAGUCACACUGUGUGAGUCCAAGAGCACAUACUUAAAAUGGAAGGAGCUGGUUCAAGAGAAAUGUGACACAGACAUCGACCCGUUUUCCAUAAACGAGCUGAGCCUGAGAGAAAUCAACGGCACCAUCAUGGCCCUGGGACCAAUCAGCCGAUCCCCUGUGAAACUGCUGCCAUCUGCAGACUCGAGUUCCAUUGUGUUAAAGCAGAAGGAGGAAGAUCUGAUGACCGCGCUGGAGGUUCUGUGUGUAAACCAGUGUGAGAACAUUCACGACGAGAACAGCGAACAGUUCAAACAGUUCAAACUAAAACAAGAAGAGGAGUUCUACCGAGGAGGCAAGGUGAAAUGGUGGAACUUUUAUUUCUGUGAAAAAGACAAGGAGAGGCCCUUCAUCAAGAGAGACAAGUAUGAAAAUGUAAAAAAGAUGAUCAGAACUCAGUUAAAAGAUCCUCAAAACACCUGCAUUGUGCUCACUCUGUUUCACCAUCCGGGCUGUGGGGCCACAACUCUCGCUAUGCACGUCAUGUGGGACCUCCGCAAAGAGCUCAGGUGUGCGGUUCUCAAGGAGAACAAAGUCCCAAAAGAGGAAGUGGCCCAUCAAAUCAUAAAACUCAUGAAACUCGACCCUAAGAGACCGUGCACAGUUUUACUCUUAGUGGAUGAUUCAAAGGACUCUACCCAUGAGCUUCUGAACUUUAUCCAGAAAACUGUGUCCAACAUGAAUGUAGACCUCACCCAAACCUGUAAGGUGAUCGUUCUGAACUGUGUCCGCAGCCACAGCCCAAAGGACCAGUACAGAGAACACGACAUUUCAUGUAGUCAGUACCUGACUGCAUCUCUGACCCCAGAUGAACAACAGGAUUUUGAAAAGAAACUUAAAGAACUGGAAAAAACUCACAACAAACCAGAGAACUUUUACAGUUUCAUGCUCAUGAAGAGUAACUUCGACCCUCAGUACACUGAAGACCUUGCCUCCAAUACUCUGGAGAGUUUUGAUAUGAGCACCAAGAAGGGCAAACUGUUUGCUUUUCUGGCAUUGCUUAAUACAUAUGUGGCUGAUUCGGAGAUUUCCCUCUCACUCUGUGAGGACUUCUUAGGGAUUAUGAUUCGAUGGGAAGAGGACAGUGUGCUGAAGCGAAUGGCCCCAUAUUCUAACCUCCUCAUCAUUUAUAAAGUUGAAGACUGGGGAGGGUACAAAGGAGUUCGGAUCCUGCAUAACCACAUAGCUGCUGCCUGUCUGGAAGAGUUUGAGAGACGACAUGAGCUCACAGUCAGUGACAUCACAAUAGAGAUUUUACACUGUGAUCUCUUCUACAGUCCAGGGGUCGUUAAAAACAGACUCAUGAAGUCCAUAGAACAAAUGCUGAUUGAACGACAGCGCAGAAAGGGAGAAAAGGGAGAAAGGGAACCAUUUUCACCACUAGUAGAAAAAAUCCACAGCGAAAAAGGAAGACAAAUUAUUCAGAACAUUUUUGUACAGGCCUCCUCCAGGUUUGAAACCAGUGCUUCCAUCCCCCAGGCCCUGGCCAGAUAUCUGUACAUUAAAGAGCAGGACUUUCCUGAGGCUCUGAAAUGGGCUCAAAAGGCAACAAACAUUGCAAAAAACCCAUUUAUGUUUGACACGAUUGCCCAGAUUCACAAAAGUAAUUUAAAAUAUAACAUGGACAGAGAAAAGCAAGAAAAAUCCCACAGUCCAGAAAGUCUUAAACAAAAUCUUAAAAUAGCGGUAAAUGCCAUCGAAGCCUUUGAACGAGCUCAGGAUCUUGCACCCAACGAUGAAGAAGAAGAGUCAGAAGAUGAUCAAGACUAUCCCAGAAAGUCAUACACAAUUUACGGCUACGUUGGAGUUGUGGAAAUUACAUUUUUAGUAUUUGAGGUGUUGGGAAGAUUAUCAUUUUUUAAUGAAAAUCAAGAUCCAAUGAACAAGAUGUAUCUAAGGAGUUUCUUAGAGGGUAAAACUCUGAUCACAAGUGUUCACAAGGAAAACAAUGAAAUCAAUGACAGAUAUGUGGCAGUCAUUCGAGAACAUGAGCAUUUCAUCCUAAACCUGAAAAACAAGGUCAAAGACACAUUUGACAUCCUCAGUUCUUUCUUUACAUAUUUAAAACCUGUCUAUUCAGAGUUUGAUUCAAAGAACCGCUGGACCAUCGCUGAACAUUUCAAAAAGUAUGUUCAGCUAUUUUGCAUUAAACCAGAAGAGGUGAAUACAGAGUGCCAAAGCAACCCUCAACUCGCUUUGAAAAUGGCGAUAGAACAAAAGAGGCUGUUCCUGGAAGAGAAGAAUGUAGACACUUUUUCAGGGAUUCUAUCCAUUCAGAAUUUGGCUAAAUCUGCAGAAGAGAUGGAGGAGAUCACUCAGGCCUAUGAAUAUCUCUAUAAACACAAAGACUUUAACACCAAAACACAAGCGACUAAAGUAACAACCAACUACAUCCUGUCCAACAUCGUUCUUAACCUCUCAAAGCCAAAGUCCAAACACGUGCUGGGGUACACAGUCCUGUCAGACAUGCUCAGAAAGACUCUGCAGGAUGUAGGUCUUCGCUCAAACUUCCCUGACCCGUACUACACAGCCCUGCUGCUGUUCUGGCCCAAUCCUUCAGACAAAACCACCGACAUACAAAAAUAUGUCACUGCAAUUCGACACGCUUCUCGAAAGCACCUGUCUGCUUACUUUAAGGGUCGAAGCACUGUAGCUCACCUGUUUCUGGCUAAAGGAUCAAGCCUCACACGACUUGUUUCCAAGUUACAGUUGGAUAAAAACUUUAAGGAAAUGUCACGUAUCAGUCUGGCACAGUUGUGGCGCAGUGGGGACAUUUUCAAAGAAAAGAUAAUAAAAGAUCGUCUUCUUCGAGUUAAAGGAACUAUUGAGGGAGGAGAAAUUUCUGCAAUAUAUGGAAAUCAGAAAGUCCAUGUCCGUCCAGCUCUGAUUUCAGGCACCAGAAGUGGCUUCAGCACUGAGAAGGUCUCCUUCUUCUUGGGCUUCGCCAUUAAUGGACCUCUUGCAUAUGAUAUACAAAGUGAAAAUUAAGGAAACCUUCUUCUCCAGCUUCUGCUGCUUCUGUUCUUAUGGGCCUGGCUGAUGCCCCACACACCCUCCCAUAAAAGAGACACUGACUAUGACAGUGUGAUAAAACAUCCAGAGCAGCUCCUCAAACAUCAAAUGCCCUGAGCCUCCAGACAAAAGAGGCGACUCUGUUCUCAUGAACAGGGCAUCUGUGUUUAACCCUGAAUCACACUUAGGCAUAUUUUGUGCUUUGUCACUUUUGUUUCUUCAUCUUUUUCACUUCUUCAUUUUUGAUUCAAAUGGGCUGAUUUUUGGCAGAGUGAUGUAUCCAUGAGAUUUUUAACAUUUUCAUAAUCAGUUUUUCAAGUUUAGCCUAUUCUGAUUCAUUUUAGGAAAGAUAAUGCCUUUGUGCCCUUGAGCACAAAAAUGAUCAGUUGCCUUUCAUUAUAACAACCUGCCAUUGUGCAAAAUGUAAAGAAUGCAACAUCGAAGUGUGAAACCUCUGGCUUCAAAUGAGUGUUCUGACAUAUUUUUUUGGAGGAUGAUGUAAUUUUACCUUAUAUGGUCAAAAGUGUAAAUGCAUGUAGUCAGUCAUUGUCUAUAAUCACCACCUGUCCUCAGUAUAAAGUGUGUAAUAUCUCAUUUCUGUAGAUUUUCUCAACCCUCUGACUUCAAAUUCGUGUUCUGGUAUAAUUUUUGAAAGAUGAAGCACUUUUUACUUUAUGGGAAGUUAAUAUGAAUGACUGAGAUUCAUGAGCAGGACCACGCCUCAUCCUCCCCCUGCUCCUCUCCAGCCAACCACAGCUCAGCUCAACCACACCUUCAGUUUUGUGAAGAAUCCCUCAGUCGUCCAGGUAGAAUCCACAGCGAGGAGAAAAUUCAGUUUGUCGACUGGACCCAAAGUUAGUUUGGUUGAAGACGUCAGAACUGAAGAAGCAGCUUGGAUGAGCUGCGAAACGUCUUCAACCAAACUAACUUGGGUCCAGUCGACAAACUGAAUUUUCUCCUCGCCACACCUUCAGUUACCCACAAGCUCUGUUUAUACCGGCCUAUCCAGACAACAGCGUCUCCUUCUGCUCUCUCGACUCCUUCCUCCCCGUGUCUCUUGUUCAUCCUUCAGCCUGACGACAUCAUGCACAAAGGAGUGGGUCCGGCUGACCUCCUGAGACCGAGCUCUGGUCCUGAGUCUCCCCCCAGUCAUCACAUCCAUCCACCGUCAGUAAACGUCUGCAGAGUGUUCCACUGUUGUGACGUGGUUCUUGCUGGUGAAAUGGUGAGUGAUUGAAAUGCAUCUAAUUUUGCAGUUUACUCCCUGACGUCAGGGCGAUGUGACUGGUUGAGUGUUUGUGGAGCUGCAGGAGUCCCAGAGAACAGUGACAGACAGUAUUUGACUUUUACUCCAUGUAUGUGUAAGAACAGCAGAGGUGCAGUAUCACAUACAUACAGACGAGUUCUAAAUUGCUGUUACCUCUCUGCCAAAGAAAGAAAAAUCAACAAUGGUCACUGAAAUAAUUUGAAACUGAUAAAAGCAAUAAUAAAUAAAAAUGUACUGAAAAUUGUCCAACGAAAAUCAAACAUUGUUUUUCACCUGUGGUUCAAUGAAAUUAUUAGAAAAAACAAAAAUAAUGAAACUAGCCUGGACAAAAAUGAUGGUUCCCAUAACUUAAUAUUUUGUUGCACAACCUUUUGAGGCAAACUCUGCAAACAAAUGAUUUUAGUCACUGUCAGUGAGACUUCUGCUCUAGUCAACAGGUAUUUUGACCCACUCCACGUGAGCAAACUGUUCUAGUUGUCUUGACUCCAGAACAGUCCAGUGUUUUGUUCUUAGUCGUUCUUGUGUGUUUUUUCGUGUGUUUUGGGUCAUUUUCCUGUUGAAGACUCAUGACCUACGACUGAGACCAAACUUUCUGACACGAGGCGACACAUUUCGUUCCAAAACACUUUGAUAGUUUUGAGAUUCUGUUGUAUUUUGCACAGAUUCAAGACGCCCUGAGCCUGACGCAGCAGAACAGCCCCAGAACCAAACCAAACCUCCUCCGUGCUUCACAGUAGAGACAGUGUUCUUUUCUUGGUCUGCUUCAUGUUUGCGUCUGUGAACUUAGAGCUGAUGUGUCUUGCCAAAGAGCUUCAGUUUUGUCUCAUCUGUCCAAAGAACAUUCUCCCAGAAGUUUUGUGGUUUGUCCAUCUGCAUCGUGACAAACUCCAGUGUCACUUUCUGAUGAUGUUCUCUCAGCAGUGGUGUCCUCACAUGAAGUCACUUUGGCUCAAACACUGAUGGACGGUGUGAUCUGACCUGAUGUUCCUCGUCCUUCAACUUCACGUUUCAUUUGUUUGGAGGUUGUUCUGGGUCUUUGGUUCCGUUUGUAUGAUUCGUCUCUUCAGUUUGUCGUCAGUUUUCCUCUUGCGGUCGCGUCCAGGGAGGUUGUCUUCAGUCCUGUGGAGCUUAAACUUCUGAAGAACAUGUGGAAGUGUAAUCACAGCUACAUCACGCUGCUUGGAGAUGGUCUUAUUGUCUUUAUCUUUAACCUGCUUGUCUGUCAUUUUCUUUCUAGUCUCCUGACACAGUUGUCUUCUUCUCUUUCUCUGGUCCAUGUUCAGUGUUGUGUCCAUCUUGUCUCCAAACACAAUGACACAUGUGGCCCUUUAAACAGACACACUGACUGAGACUGACGAGUCUGAAGAACCUGUGAUGAAGAUCAGAGACACACUGAAGUUUUAACAUGUCCCUGUUGUCCAACUGUUUACAGUCUUUUCUAAGGGAACAUCAUGUUUGUCCAGGACACUUUCAUUAGUUUAUUUUUAAAAAUUAUUCUGUUGAACAGCUAUUCUGAUUUUCAUUGGCUAUUUUUCAGGAUUUUUUAUUUUAUUUUUACUUUUCUUAGUUUCAAAUUAUUUCAGUGACCAUUGUUGAUUUUUCUUUCAUUACCACAGGGAACCAACAAUUUUGUCCACGUCUGUAGAUCCUAAAGCUGCUCUAAACACUUUACUCUGUGGGAAAUAUCAGACUGUUUCAUGAUGUCAGAAGCCGUACAGUUUAGUUUGGGUGAGACUCUCUGAGGAGAGGGGAAGACAGGUUUUUUUGUAAUCAUUAGUUUUUGAGGAGUAAUUGUAAGACCUGGGUCCAUAUGCAGGAGCAGCAACAGAAGUAUGAACAAUAUGAUCAGAAAUACAAAAUAAAGGUUUAGAAACAGCCAAAGUCGUAGGGGAGAUGAGUGGGACUGCAGCCUCUGUACUAUCUCUGUGUCCUUAGGCAAGACACUUCACCCACAUUUACCAGUAUAACUCUGGUGUGUAACUGAUUGGUGGUGGUCAGAGAGGCCGAUGGCACAGCCUCACUUUCAUCAGUCUGUCCCAGGGCAACUGUGGCUACAGAAAUGUCUUGCCGCCACCACAGACUGUAUAGAUACAUUUAAUUACUCUUAAUCAGACAGUGUUUCUAGUGUUUGUAGAGCAGCGGGAGGUUGAGGCUUGGUCCUGCUCAUGAAUCUCAGUCAUAUUAACUUUACAUAAGGUAAAAAAUACUUCAUCCAUCCAUUUUCUUCUGUUUAUCCGGGGCCGGGUCGCGGGGGCAGCAGUCUUAAGCAGGGACUCCCAGACUUCCUUCACCCCAGACACGUCCUCCAGCUCCUCUGGGGGGACCCCGAGGUGUUCCCAGGCCAGCCGAGAGACAUAGUCCCUCCAGUGUGUCCUGGGUCUUCCCCGGGGCCUCCUCCCGGUGGGACAUGAACACCUCCUGAGGGAAGCGUCCAGGAGACAUCAGAACAGACGCUCGAGCCUCAACUGGCUCCUCUCCACGUGGAGGAGCAGCGACUCUACUCCAAGCUCCUCCCGUGUGACUGAGCUCCUCACUCUGUCUCUAAGGGAGACGCCCAGCCACCCUGCGGAGGAAACUCAUUUCAAGCACUUGUAUCUGCGAUCUCGUCCUUUCGGUCACUACCCAGAGCUCAUGACCAGAGGUGAGAGGAGGAACGAAGACUGACCGGUAAAUCGAGAGCUUCGCCUUUCGGCUCAGCUCCUCUUACAGCGACCGCAUCACUGCAGACGCUGCACCGAUCCGCCUGUCAAUCUCCCGUUCCAUCCUUCCCUCACUCGUGAACAAGACCCCGAGAUACUUGAACUCCUCCACUUGAGGCAGGGACUCUCCGCCCACCUGGAGAGGGUAAGACGCGUUUUUCCAGUCGAGAACCACGGCCUCGGAUUUGGAGGAGCUGAUCUUCAUCCAGACGCUUCACACUCAGGUCAAACCGCCCCAGAGCUGCAGGUCCUGGUUCGAUGAAGACAACAGGACAACAUCAUCUGUGAACAGCAGAGAUGAUCCUGUGGUCCCCAAACCGGACCCUCCGACCCCUGACUGCCCCAGAAACUCUGUCCAUAAAUACUUCAUCAUUCAAAAAAUACUUCAGAACACUAAUUUGAAGUGGUUCAGAAAAUAUAUAGAAAUUUGAUCUGAACACUUUGAGUCACACUUGCUGAGUUCACGUCUUUAUACAGCGUGUGGUUUGAAAGAAAACUGGGGCGUAAAGUGUCUAAAAAGUGUCUGUAAAUCAAAUGGAUCAUGUGUCAUUAUUAAAAGUCUCAGAGAAUCAUUUUUUUUAAUGAUUAUAAAAAGACAAAUAUAUUUGAACAAAGUCCCCUGUAGUUUCUAUAUGAUGUUUGCAGCAGGUUUUGUUUCGGCUUCAGUGGGAAAAGUUUCAUUUAUGUUGCACUAAAUAUUCAAGAAAAGAUGUAAAGAGCAAAAAAGCAGCUUCAAACAUGAAUUUAAAGCCAGAAGGUUCAGCAAAUUCAAAAACAUUGACACAGUGAUUUGAAAUGGUUCCAGUGGGCUUCCUUAGCUUACGUUUGUGUGAACAAGUCCUGGCUGUGAACCAGAACAAGUCUGUUUUAUUUAGACCUGUUGUUUUGUUUGUCUUACACUUCCUGUGUUAAAUGUUCUGUAGAAAGUCAAGUUUAUUGAUCUUUGAAAGGGUGUAUUUGCAUUUUUAUUCCGUGGUCAUUAUAUUAGUUGAAAUUGGUCUCAAAAUGUCAAUAUUAUCGUUUAUCACAAUAAAUUCUUGGUCAAUUAA
Molecule: messenger RNA, 9928 nt
Organism: Boleophthalmus pectinirostris (great blue-spotted mudskipper)
Lineage: Eukaryota; Metazoa; Chordata; Actinopteri; Gobiiformes; Gobiidae
Product: sterile alpha motif domain-containing protein 9-like
Cellular component (GO): cytoplasm
Molecular function (GO): protein binding
Source: RefSeq, a predicted model, not a curated record